Messenger RNA from Daucus carota subsp. sativus, 3374 nucleotides. RefSeq names its product receptor-like protein EIX2. Gene Ontology annotation, molecular function: protein binding. The record is from RefSeq and is a predicted model, not a curated record. The coding region runs from base 95 to 3235 and encodes 1046 amino acids. Lineage: Eukaryota; Viridiplantae; Streptophyta; Magnoliopsida; Apiales; Apiaceae. The transcript has a single exon.
UCGUUAAUGAUAAACAUUACUUGUACAAGUACAACAAGCGUGUGAAUGCUGUUGAAUAACAACAAUAGUACUGAUAUACAUUUUGUAGUGAACCAUGGGAAGAUUCUCAAUCAUUUUGCUUGUUAUUGUUCUAAUUUGUUCAGUUGCAAGAAAUGCUGUUUAUUUCUGUGAAUCUCAAGUCGUUAAUUGUUCUGAAUCAGAUUUUACAGCUCUUGUUGAAUUCAAGAACGGCCUGAAUGAUCCCGAGGACCGGCUCUAUUCAUGGAAAAGCAGCAAUUGUUGUGAAUGGCGUGGUAUUGGUUGUGAUAGUAGCUCUGGAGCUGUGACAUCUAUCGACCUUCACAGCCCGUAUCCAGGAGGGUCUGAUUCAAGUAAACGGUAUGUGUCAUGGAACUUAAGUGGUGAAAUUAGUCCAGCACUGUUGAAACUUAAAUCGUUGACAUAUUUAGACUUGAGUUUUAACGCGUUUCAGGACAUCCAGAUACCUAAAUUCUUAGGUUCUCUUAGAAAUUUGCAAUAUCUGAACCUUUCAAAAUCAGGGUUUAGUGGUAUCAUUCCUCCUGAACUUGGAAAUCUUUCCAGUUUGCAGUAUCUAGAUGUUUCCUCAGAUUUCUCAAGCUUGUCUGUUGAUGAUUUUCAGUGGAUACAAGGCCUUCGUUCUUUGAAACAUCUUCAACUGAGCCAAGUUGAUCUUUCUCUUGUCGGAUCAAGUUGGUUUGAUAUCUUGCAGGAACUUCCAUUUUUAACUGAUUUGUAUCUUUCAGGUUGUGGUCUAUCUGGUUCACUUUCGUCUUACAAGCUUGUUAAUUUCACUUCACUUGCUGCCAUAGACCUUAGUUUUAAUCCCUUCAAAUCAACAUUUCCUCACUGGCUUGCAAAUAUUAGUAGCCUUGAAUAUGCUGAUUUAAGUUACUGCAGCUUAAAUGGUAGAAUUCCCCUUGGUUUAAGUGAGCUUCCGAGUUUAAGUUACUUGAACCUUGCUGGAAAUAAUAACCUUAGUGCUAGUAGCCACAAAUUUUUCGGAGGUAGUUGGACAAAUAUAGAGGUGUUGGAUUUCUCUUCAAACAACCUGCAUGGGAAACUUCCUGAUACCAUGAGAAACAUGACAUUUCUAACUGAUUUUAGCCUUAUGUCAAAUAACCUAAAUGGUGAAAUUCCAAGUUCUAUUGGCAAAUUGUGCAAUUUAGUACAUCUGGACUUGUCAGGUAACAAUUUGACAGGAUCAUUACCUGAGACCCUUGUAGGUUUGCAAUCCUGUUCUUCCAGGACUCCAUUGCCAAGUCUAGUGAGCUUACGGUUAAGCAAUAAUAAGCUGGUAGGAAAAUUGCCCGAAUGGCUUGGCCAUGUUUCCAAUCUUAUGGAACUCAGUCUGAGGUAUAACUUGCUCGAAGGUCCUAUUCCAGAUUCUUUUGGUACUCUGAAGAAUCUAACUGAUCUUGGUCUUGGUGGGAACCAAUUAAAUGGGACUUUACCAGAGAGUCUAGGACAACUUUCUGAGUUGACAAGUUUUGAUGUUUCUGACAAUCAGUUAACAGGUAUUGUUACUGAAGUCCAUUUCAUGAAGCUCAGUAAGCUAAGGAUACUGCACCUGUCUUCCAAUUCUUUGAUUUUAAAUGUCAGCUAUGACUGGAUUCCACCAUUCCAGGUUGGUAAUCUUGAUCUGGGUUCAUGUAACGUAGGCCCAUCAUUCCCAGCUUGGCUACAUCAUCAAGGAUCGAUCAAAUUUAUUGAUUUAUCUAACGCAACCAUUUCCGGUCCUAUACCCCAAUGGUUCUGGGAAAUGACCUCAAAUUUGUCUCUAUUGAAUGUGUCGCACAAUCUUUUAACAGGUCAUAUACCUAAUCCUUUCGAUGUUACUCCUUUUGCUGAUAUUGAUCUCAGUAAUAAUCUCUUCGAAGGGCAAAUCCCACUUCCGAGUGUUGAAAUUGAGUUGCUUGAUCUUUCAAGAAACAAAUUUUCUGGUCCUAUACCUCCACAUAUAAGUGAAUCAAUGCCAAACUUGGUUUUUCUUUCACUUUCUGGUAAUAAUCUGACUGGAGAAAUACCAAAGUCGAUAGGAGAUAUGUUGAUUCUCGAAGUCAUUGAUCUUGCUGAGAACUACCUAACAGGAAGCAUUCCUUCCAGCAUAGGAAACUGUUCUUACCUCAAGGCACUAGACCUUGGGAACAACAAUCUCUUCGGACCAUUGCCAAGCUCUUUAGGUCAGUUAUUGCAGCUACAGUCAUUGCACCUCAACAACAACAACAUUUCCAGGGAGAUUCCAAUUUCUUUUAAGAACUUGACAAGUUUGCAAACACUUGAUUUUGGAGAUAACAGAUUAGCAGGCACUAUCCCUUCUUGGUUGGGUGAUGGUUUUAGUUUCACCAGUCUUGGAAUUAUUAGGCUAAGGUCAAAUGCAUUUUCUGGGGUAAUUCCAGCUAAGCUUUCGACGUUAAGUUCCCUACAAGUUCUUGACCUCGCAAAUAACAAUCUGACAGGUCCGAUUCCAACAAGCUUUGGCAACUUCACAGCCAUGGAAGAAGAAAGGAAAACCAACAAGUUCUUACAGUUUGCAUUUUACAGAGGAGCCUACUAUGAAGAAAGCUUGGUUGUGAAUACAAAAGGAUCAUUUCAGAAGUACACCAAGAUACUUUCUCUUGUCACCUCAAUAGACCUUUCCCAAAACAACUUAAGUGGAGAUUUUCCAGCAGAAAUAACUAACCUUCGUGGCCUAGUGGUUCUGAACAUUUCAGGAAACCAAAUCAGUGGUCACAUUCCAGAAAAUAUAUCAAAUAUGCACCAGUUAUCGUCUCUUGAUCUAUCAAGUAAUAAGCUUUCAAGUGUCAUUCCACCAAGCAUAUCAUCGUUAUCAUUUUUGGGAUAUAUGAAUCUUUCCAACAACAAUUUAUCUGGUCGGAUUCCUUACACGGGGCACUUGUCAACUUUCGAUAAUUCUUCUUUUGUGGGAAACUCUGGACUCUGUGGAGCUCCACUAGUAGCAAAGUGCCAAGAUGAUGAUUCAGUUACAGAUUCAAAUGAAGAUGACACGGAUGAGAACGAAGAAACUGAUGAUGCAAUUACUGGUAGGUGGUUCUAUCUAAGCAUUGGACUGGGAUUUUCCUUUGGCAUAUUAAUGCCAUUUUUGAUAUUGGCAAUGAGAAAAUCAUGGAGUGAAGUCUAUUUUGCCUUUGUUGACAAGGUUGUUGGCAAGUUAAUACCCCAGAACACUGAGAGAAGGCCAAUAAAAGGUUACUAGUGAUGACAACACUCUCUAAGUUACACUUGGGCAUUUGCAGAUAACUUGGGUGCUAUUGUAAUGCUUUUCAUAAUAAACUGUAGAAUGUUACACACUUAUAUGUAUAUAAUAACAAUGAAAAUGCUUCUACAAAAAUUAA